Messenger RNA from Megachile rotundata (alfalfa leafcutting bee), 5406 nucleotides. RefSeq names its product polyadenylation element binding protein orb (gene orb). Gene Ontology annotation, biological process: negative regulation of cytoplasmic translation. NCBI's taxonomy places the organism in Eukaryota, Metazoa, Arthropoda, Insecta, Hymenoptera, Megachilidae. The record is from RefSeq and is a predicted model, not a curated record. Gene Ontology annotation, molecular function: ribosome binding; mRNA regulatory element binding translation repressor activity; translation factor activity, RNA binding. Gene Ontology annotation, cellular component: cytoplasm; neuron projection; synapse.
CGCGUUCGUGAACCGCGCCGGCGUUUACCGAAGAUGGAACUUGCUGGUGAAAAAGCGAGAGGGUGAGACAGAUCUUGAAUUCAGUUCGCAGAGUGAAGCAACGUGGAGAAGAAUGGGCGUUCCGUCUCCAUCGUUGCUGUAUCGAUAUUAAAUCAAACACGAGAGCAAAUAAAUUUUACUUUCGAAGAACCAACGAACUGAUUAUAAAUGGGCGAUUCUGGGAGUUAAAUUAAUUAAAAUAUUAUCCCCCGGCAAAUGAUUAAAAUCCCGGUGGGAUCAAAUAUUCCGAACUUUUUAAUAAUAAUUGUUGAUUCGCUAAUUUAUUAAAUUCGUGUAUUUAAUUCAUCGAGUUCGUUAAAUCGAAAAAUUCUGCUGAACGUUUCUAUACCGUAUCAAUUUUCUAAUUAAAUUGCGAAAAAAAAGUUACUACGUUGUAUUUAGUGGAGAACACCGAUUUGGACAAUUGAAAAACUCGGUGAAAUUCAGUUGAAGAUCGACAUGCCUAUGUUAAUGCCAUCGCUAGAUUUAAACUAUGAUGUCGAUGGAGUGAAAAUACCGGACGUGCCUGACCGAAAUAAUGAAUCGUCGCACGGUUUGCAACUGCAAACUUCACGCGACGCAGACCACACGCAGUUGCAGCAACGCGACCAUCUACAACUGAUGCAACUGCAGUUGCCACAACGGGACCACGUGUCCCCCCAGCAGCUGCAACAACGGGACAACAGGGACCAGUUGCAGUAUCAGCAACGAGAUAGGGAGCAAUUGCAUCGCGACAAGUUGCAACAGCAACGUGACCGCGAAAGGGAGCACCUGCAUCAAUUGCAGUCGAUGAAUAACUUGUUACUGGACUUACCGACAUCGGCUAACUUGCAAGGAUACUCCCACGAUAAGUCGUGCACCCAACCCAAAAAAGGAAACAAUAUCGAUGGAGAUAUGUCGAUCUCGGAUUUAUUCGGAUUGGGGUUGCCUCGGGGCUCAUUGAUGAACAGUCAGUCAACGGCUACAUCUCCCGGCUGCUAUAAUUAUCAGUAUCAGGCUCGCAAUCAGGGGUCCUCUCAGCAUUAUCAGCAAUGUGACGAUAGAAACGGAGUAUGCUCGAAUUCGUUGAUGCUGGACGUUCCAAGCUCACCUAGUUCCAUCAGUACACCUGGCAGUCCUAGCACGCCCGAAAGUCUGUACUCCAAUCCGUAUUCAUACUCUUCUAUGAACAGUAGUAAUCAGGCGGCAUCAUCGCCAGCUAGCCGAGGAUCUAUGCAGCAGAUCGGUUCUCCGUCAUCCCCUCUUCAUUCUCCCUACUAUGGAAGAUCUAUUCGUGGCUCACCCCCUUAUAGCGACUGUAGCAGUCCUACGUUCGAGUAUUCGCAUAUGAUGGGAUGCAACAGUUCGAGAUCUAACUCACCGGCAGAUUCCGAAACGAGCGGAAUAAGUAGCAUGGAUGGUUCUUUAUCCGACAUAAUGAAUUGUUUAUCGUUAAAUACGUCGUCGAAUGGAUGUUACCCUCAGUCUCUGAGCUCGUUGAUAUCACCGGAAGUGGAUUUAUGUACGAACAACAGGGCAGCCGCGUUACAACGAAUGGUGGUGAAAAAGUACUUGUCUCCAUCUCAUCAAAAUUCAUCAUCGACCCAUCAUCACCAUUCACACGGACACAAUCGUGGUCAUCACUAUGGCUCGAAUCAAAAUAAUGGUUUCCUCAAUUCCCUGUUGUCGCAUGAGAAAAAUUGUUGCUCUGCCAAUAACCAUGUGAUGCAAUCCAAUUCACCUCCGAUUAAUAUUUUAAAUCCACAACUCUCUCUGGAACGUGUAGCUCGAUUUCAUCGAAGUGCCGCUGCGCUUUGCGAUCCAACUUGUACUUGGAGCGGUAUAUUACCACAACGUACUCAGAAACCGUCGGGUUACUCGUCCAAAGUAUUCCUUGGUGGCGUACCUUGGGACAUUACCGAAUCCCUUUUAAUUGCCACUUUCAAGCAAUUUGGUCAAAUACGAGUGGAAUGGCCGGGAAAAGACCAAUCCGCUGCUCAACCCAAAGGAUAUGUAUAUAUCAUUUUUGAGUCUGAAAAACAGGUACAUAGAUCUCAUAUUCUAUUCCUUUGCUUGAUUAUUCUCCUUUUACAAGAUUUUUUACAUCUUUUUAAGGUGAAAACUUUAUUGGCAUGUUGCACACACGAUUUUACCAAUGGUGGUAGUUGGUAUUAUAAAAUAUCGUCUAAACGUAUGAAAGCAAAAGAGGUUCAGGUAAUACCAUGGAUUCUAGAAGAUAGUAAUUACGUGAAAUCUUCUUCGCAAAAACUUGAUCCUCACAAAACAGUAUUUGUUGGCGCUCUUCAUGGUAUGUUAACAGCUAGUGGUUUAGCAAAAAUUAUGGAUGAUCUGUUCCGUGGGGUUAUUUAUGCAGGAAUUGAUACUGAUAAACAUAAGUAUCCGAUAGGAUCCGGUCGUGUUACGUUUAGUACAAAACAUUCGUACAUGAAAGCAAUUUCAGCUGCUUUCAUAGAAAUAAAAACUGCCAAAUUUACGAAAAAGGUACAAGUCGACCCGUACUUAGAAGAUUCUAUGUGUUCCGAGUGUUCGGUGCAACAAGGACCUUACUUCUGUCGUGAAGUGAUUUGCUUCCGAUACUUCUGUCGCAGUUGCUGGCAGUGGCAACAUUCUAUGGAAUCAAUGUGGCACCACAAACCUUUAAUGCGUAAUUCAAAAACAAACAAAGUAGUUGGAUUAUCACCGAAUAUGAACUCUGGAUCCCGUGGAAUGAAUAACUCCACGAUUUAAGUACAAUCAUCUAGCUUUCCUUUCAUGAUCAUUCGUUCACUUUUUUUUGACUAUUAGUUUUCACACGGACGUUGCGCUAGCUGACUUACUGACAAGGGUGCAAACUUAGUUUUUAUCCUAGAGCUACGAACUGCUGGUUUGACGAUAUACAAACAAAUACCGUAUACACCAGCUGAUCGGCGAAUGCAACGAUUUCUUUAUUAUCGUUAUUAUCACGUGCGUCCGUGGUAUAGAGACUAAUUAAAAGAUAAAAAAUCGUGUUUCCUGAAAAAGUUCCUAUUUCGAACGCGGCAACUACCACGUUCAACAAACAGUAUUUUUAUUUACUAUGUUUACUUAGGGGACUGGCUCUCUUGUUGAUCGUUUUAUUACGAAAAGUAUACAAUUGUGCCAUUAACUAACAUGUCACAUUAUGCGGCAAUUAUGCGUAACGAUGUGUGCGUUUACCAUUGAACUCCUGCGAGUUCAAUUGUGGCUUUUAUAGUGAAAAUAAUUUUUAUGCGAUAAUAAAAAAGAGAAGCCACUCGACUGCUAAGGAAGGAAAAGAAAGAAAGAAAGGCUAAGUUUGUGAUCUUCGAUGAUCCGUGAAAUACAACGCGCCGCUGUAAUAAUCUAACGGCGAAAUAUUACGCUUAAACCGUAAAUGAUUCGAUGAGAUUAGAUUAUUGUAUUGUUCUAGCGGCAGGAGGGAUUAAUAACUUGAUUAUUAUUUUUUGCGAAGAACGUAUUUAAUUUGAUAUAACCAAAGCGAUGACUUUCUAUUGAAGUACUGUCUGAAACAAUCCGUUCUUCUGUUUCAACGUUUAUUGAUGAUAUUGCCUCAUCUUUAUAGUUUUACGUUAGAUUGUACAGUGUAAGGGUAUCGCCAUAAAUGGGCACUGUAAAUCAUAAUUUAUCACCUUAGUAAAAAGUGCUAAGCGUUCGCGAGCUUUCGUUUACAGGGACUGUUUAACUGUUGACGAAAUGGAAAAGUACAUGGUCUACGAUUCUGGAGCGGAUUGUAGUGAAUUGAUUCUGUUUUUAUUUUUUGUUACGAUAUUAUGUUACGUAUUUUCUUUCAACAACAUUUCGUAGUAUUCUAAUCGUGUUUCUGAUGUUUUGAUAUCAUUUUCUUGAGUGAAUUAAAAAUCAUAUUUUUGCAGAUAGACGUUCAUUGUCGUUCUUCUUUUUUUUUUUGUUUCAUGAUUGUUUUUCUUUUAAUCGUUAAACAAACUGAUUUCUCCAGGCGAACCUUCUGCCCUUCCCAAUCUCCUCAUCUUAAAAGUGUGCUAAAUAUUAAAUGUUAUUACUCGAUUGCAAAUGUUUAUGCAUAUAUGAUGCACUGAAGCCUGCAAAGUAUUGUUUGCAGACUUUGAGAUAUCAUAAAUGUAUAAUCAUUUGUAGUUCAGUUAUUACAUUAUAAGAAUUUGAUGAAUACGUAAUACUAAAAACAUAACGUAAGAUAGGAAUUACUUAACAGCAAAAAUUGUAUUCGUCAUUAACAUUCAUUUCUUUUUAUUUACAGACCGACUUAAAUCGUGAUAUUUUAAUUAGAUUAAAAAUCGUACAGUUAAUUGUGUGUAAUACGCACAAUAUUUAGUCACAUUAUUCGUUUCACUACAGAUAAUUAUAAAUCAUUACUUUAUACGUUACUACUGGUGGAUGUUCCGAAAAAGAAGAUAUAUAAAAUUAAGAUUUAAAAUUGAGAAUGCAUAUAAUCAACAAGUUACUCUAAUAUGUUAUCGGUUGUAUUUAACAAGUGUUAAAGAAAGGGAAGAGUUAAUCAUGUUUCCAAAUCAUUGAAAUUUUGCUUGAUUUAAAAAUGUGGAACAAAUACAAAAAAUAUAUCGUGUUACAACAUCAAAUAUAAUUAACAAAUAACAUGAUUGCUAUAUAUAUAGGGAGAUACUCAUAUGAAGUGCUUUAAUACAACAUACAAAAUAUAUAUAUAUAUAUUCUACAGAAGCUUUGAACGUAUCCAUAAAGUUUUUAGUUUAAAAAACCCGGUUUACUAUGCCUAAGAAUAAUUCUAAACCGACGAAUGAUAAAAACUCUUAGGCUAAAAUCUAAUGAAUUGACGGCCAAAGAACGAUGAGCCGUUGGAAAUUUUAAAGAUGCUCUUUUAUCGAAAAUAUCUUAUUUACAAACUUUUAAUAAGUCGUGCCUUUUAAUGUAAUCUCCAUAGAUUUUAUUCUAAUGUGGAAAACACAAAUUAUUUUUAAAUCAUUGAUAACCACGCGAUAUAGGGUGUGAUCUAUUAUUAAAAAAAAAAGAGAAACAAAACUGCUACUGGUACGCAUGAUGUCAAACUUUCUUAAAACUUUUAAGAGACUUAAUCACGUGUGAGGCAAUGACUACACAACGCCCUAGAUAGCAAAAUACUUUCUUUUUUAUGUUCGUAUGAAAAGUGCCUCCUGUUCUUUCACUUUUAUUAAUAAUACAACCUACGUCUAUUAUUUAUAAGUAACAUGAUUCGAAUAUACAUUUAAAACUGAUUCGAAUAUUAAUAACAAUAUAUAAGUAUACACGUUAGCAUAAAGUCAAAUAAGCUUUGUCCAAGUAUUAAUAAUUUAUAUUGCUCUAGCUUUUUUCCUAUUACAUGUAUCCUUGUUAAAGCAUACCUUGUAACACAAAACUAAUAUAUUGAAAACAAUAAAUUGU